Messenger RNA from Tetrahymena thermophila SB210, 4179 nucleotides. RefSeq names its product transmembrane protein, putative. The transcript is spliced from 3 exons. NCBI's taxonomy places the organism in Eukaryota, Ciliophora, Oligohymenophorea, Hymenostomatida, Tetrahymenidae. The record is from RefSeq and is a predicted model, not a curated record.
AUGACUAAAUCGUUCUAGGAAUUAUUUAGAAUGCAAUAAGAGUACACUAAACAUUAAGACUGGACCAACCUGUUUUUUGUUAAAGUUUUGAUUCAUAGGUCUUCGAAGUUUCACAAUAAAUUUUUAGCUAAUUCAACAAUAGAAAACUAAUAGAUAAGAAUGCAUGAUCCAAUCACAUUCGAUUUUCUAAUGGUUGAAUUCCAAAAUAGCCUAAAAACUUAGAUCUAGAAAUAAAUAGAAUAUUUCAAGUAUUUAUGCUCUGAUUAUUUUAAUUUAGAAGAGCUAAUGAUCAUCUCCAAAAUUAAUUUAAAUGGUAUUGAAAAUAUAAGGACUAUUUUGAGAGAGCUCUAUGAUAUUCAUCCUAAAGACUAAGCUCUUUAUAAUCUUUCACAAGUUUUUUAAUUAACCCUAGAUUUUUAUAGUAUUUCUGCUAAAAAGCUAAGACAAAUGUCAUCGAAAAAAUCAUACAAACACUUUUUUCUUACUUAAGUUGAUGUAUUUUCUCCUAACUCUUGCUCUGUAUACUGCAGUUUAAUUGGCAAAAAUAUAGAAGUUAAAAGAACCUCGUCAAAUUUCUAAUAAAUAUUUGAAAUAGAGCAAAUUAAUGUUCUAGGAAAACAAGUAUCAAACCUUUUGCCAAAACUUUUAUUCCAAAUGCAUGAAAUGACUAUGGAUGAUUUUAUCAAUCUAGGAAUAGUGGAAUCUAUUAACAUAGGACAAAGGUUCGCAUUUGCAUAAAAUGGAGAUGGCUUCGUUUUUCCAAUAAGCAUAAGAAUAAAAAUUGAAAAUUUCUUAGAUGAUUUUGGAGUGACUGCAUUAAUUACUAAAGUUAAAGACUCCAAACAAUAUAUCUUUUUUGAUGAAGCAUUUUAAAUUUCUGAUAUCAGUAGCUAUAUUUAUCAAAAAAUAUUCUAAUCAGAAUAUACUCUAAAUCAGCUUAGGAGUUAAAAUAUUUUUAGCUUUAUGCCUUUACUUUAAGCUCUUUUAAAUGAUAAAACUUUAUCUGAAGUUAACUACUAUAAUUCAUGUCUUUUGCUGAAAAGAAGAUCAGGUACAAGAUUUGAAAUAAAAUCUUUCAAUGACAGAAAACUGAGCAUUGCCUCAAAUGAAUCUAUUUUUUCAGUGAUAUUUAGAUUUAAGAGUCUAUAGUCUAAGCAUAUGAAACAUAUUAAAUAUCUAGAGAUAGAGAAAUUUUAAGAGGUAAAAUCUUUUUAAGGUAGAAAGUAAUAGCUUAACUUACUAAGUAAAUGUCUCAAUAUGGAACUUUAAGUGCAAGAAAACUCUUUAAAAGAAAAUUAAGAGUUUAACUAAGAAUCUUAAGUAAAUAUUUCUGUCCAAGAGAUUAAUUAAAACCAUAAUCAAGUUAAAGUUGAAAACGCAUUAAACAACUAUGAUUAGCUUAUUAGUAUAAAAAUUGAUGAAGAUUGCCUAUCUUAAUUUAAUGCAUAUAAUCAAUAAUCUAAUACAAAUAUAAUAGCAGUAAAAAAUAACGAUGAAGAAAUUAUAGAUAUCAAAAGAGAAAUUUCUUCAGAUCAUUUUUUAAAAGAGCAGUAAAAUUAUACUCCUGCAAAUGGAAUGAACUUAAAGGAUUAACAAAAUGAAUUAAUUUCUCCAAAGUAUGAAGCUUCCAGCUAUUAAUAACUCUUCAACCAAUCUAAUAAUAGGCUUUUUAGUCCUCAAUCUUUCUUAAAUUUAACAACAAUUAAUUCUCCUAUUUCUCCUUCAUUAGAAAAAAGUUUCGAAUAAUAAAAUUUUAAAGGAAAAAAUAUCCAAAGAAGCAGCUAAUAAUUGCUUUAAAAAUAAGUGCUAAUCAGGCAAUCAAUUCACAACUACUAAGAAAACAGCUAAAAUUAAGAAAAUUUUUCUAUUAAGCAUGCCAUAUGUGAUAUUAAUUAAAUUUUUCUAGAUAAAUGGUCAGAUUCACCAUCAAGUAUUAAUCUAAAUAAUAGAGGUUAGAUAAAUAAAAACUUUGAAAAUAUAAAAGAAGAAGAAGAUGAAUUCUCAUUUGAAAAUGAGAAAUACAUUUAGAAAUAGUUAUAGAGUGAAGAAAGCUCAAAUAGUUCAAUAAGUGGCUAGAAAAAAGACAAUUAACUAAAUGAAGAAUAGCAAUCUGCAUUCACAGGUAGCCAAGGCUCUUAAAUUUCUUCAAAAAAGAUAUUGAUCAGAAAAAUUACUUCAAACACUAAUACAGGUAUCACUAACAUAAUCGUUUUUACUGGAUUAGCUUCCAUAAUUUUUCUAUACAUCAGUGUCAUAACUUUCUACUUGAUCAACAUUAAUAAUUUAAAUUCAAUUACGAAUUUGUUUAGAAAGUUCAAUAUUGCAACCAUAAUCAACUAAGGUGUAUUUUAAUUUGCAAAGGAAUAAGUGUUUUUAACUGAUGCAAUUAUCUUUUAAAAUAUUCUCGGUCUUAAUAAAACAUUAACAAACCCUUUUAACAGCUCUGAAACCAUAACAUAGUUAACGUAUAUCCAAAACAUCAGUCAAACAUACUAAUAAGCCUUCACUAGAUUAUUCAGUAAUAAUAUUGAUGAAAUUCUUUAAUCUCAGAAUGAAGAGUUUUUUCAGUACAUUUCCGAAACUGAAAUAUCCACUUUCAGUGACUACUACGAUAACACAAUCUACACUCAUGAAUUUAGAAACAACACAAUACUAUACACAAUGCUAUGGUUUUAGUCUUGCUUGAAUUAGUUAUAUUUAUAAGGAGCUCAUUCAGAAUACUAUCCACAGUCAGUUGUUUUUGGAAAUAUUGAGGUUUUCAACUCAGCAAUUUUAUAAAUUUAAGUCAUGAUAUCAAACUAGUUAGUUUCUCUCUAUCAGUAACUUAAAGAAACCUAAUUAGAUUAAUUAGUAUAAACUUUAUGUUCUGCUCUAUUUUUGGUAGUAAUAGCAGUUCCCUUCAUGAUUUACUUUAAAUCUCAACAAUAUAAAACAAUAAAGCUACUAGGGUCUUUUCCUCCUUAGCUUCUUGAGCAGUACAUAAAUUUAUUUAGCUUUUAUUUGAAAAAAAUUGAUUAGUAUCAAAAGAAACAAAUAGAUCACAUAACAUAAUACCAAUCUUUUAACAUGAUAUAAUCCAUGAAGUCUAUCAGCAUGAAGCAACUGAGUGGAGUUUUUGAUAAUUAAAAAGUGAAAUAAGGAAAGAAAGAUAAUAGUUUAGCUUCUAAAAAAUUGAUGAAAUAAAAAUAAUAUGGCAAAAAAAGAAAUAAUGCUUCAAAAAGAUAAAGAUAAAUAGCUUCAUUUAGCUAAUCAAAGCCUUUCAAAUUCAAAUACAUAUUAAUUUCUUUACUUGUGGUAUGUCCUUUUAUGAUUUAUCCUAUAUUUAAUUUAGUUAAUGUGAAUUUGUUUGUUGAUGAGUCACUCACAACCUUAACUUAGAGGUAAGCCAUACUAAGCUGUUCCUCUUUUAUUCUAAAUUUUGAGGUUGUUCAUUUUAAGAUUUGGGAAAUAGUCUUUAGCUAGCCUAUUUUUAAUAAAGUUUUUUUCUAUUUGUAUGGUAAAAAUGUAACUGAGCAAGCUUAAGGAGUAAUGGAUGGCAUAAAGAACUUAACAAACUACGAAACAAGCUCAAGAUAUGAUUUUAGCUAAAGAUAGGUCUAUUUCAGCAGUUUACUAUUGAAUAGUGCAUGUGAUUAUAUAGAUUAAAUAAAUAGUAACAAAAUAGCUAGUCCAUACCUUUAAACUAAUUUUACUGGAGCACAAUGUCAUACAUUGUUAAGUGGUAAUUUAGAUAGAGGCUUUAUUUUAGCAAUCCAAGAUCUGACAAAUCUUUACCAAGACUGGUUUUCAACAUACGAGCAAUUUUCAGCCAUUUAGACUUCAAAUUAAACAUAUUAACAUGACAUCACUCAAUAUAUAAUAAAUAUACAGCAUACAAAAAAUAAUCUGAUAGACAUUUACAAUUCCAAUAUACUUCUGUAAUAAUUAAUAGCUUCUUUUGAAGAUUUUUUCGAAAACUAAAAUGAUAAGUACACAAAAUACAUCAUUCAAAUGUUUACAAUUUUGAUGGUAUUACAAAUGAUACUAAUUUUCUUAGCUAUUUCUAUAGUCUGGACAUCGCUCUACUAAAAAUUUAAAAAAGAAAUCAGCAAAACUAAGCUACUUUUAACAAACUUGCAUAUAGAUUUGAUAUUAGAAAAUAAACUUACUUUAUUACAUUUUAAAAACUAAUCAAAUUGA